Schistocerca piceifrons (Central American locust) is the source of this 5685-nucleotide messenger RNA. Its product is annotated as endoplasmic reticulum transmembrane helix translocase. NCBI's taxonomy places the organism in Eukaryota, Metazoa, Arthropoda, Insecta, Orthoptera, Acrididae. Gene Ontology annotation, biological process: intracellular calcium ion homeostasis. Gene Ontology annotation, molecular function: P-type ion transporter activity; ATP hydrolysis activity; ATP binding. Gene Ontology annotation, cellular component: endoplasmic reticulum membrane. The coding region runs from base 156 to 3743 and encodes 1195 amino acids. The transcript has 22 exons. The record is from RefSeq and is a predicted model, not a curated record.
AAAAAUCGAUCAUCAUAGGGCACUGGUCGCAAAGCAGUGACAAUCAUUUUCUCGAACAUGAUUGUUUAUGUUGGAAGCCUUGCUUCAACAAAGAUAGUGUGCCACAUGAAGUGCAAAGACGUGGUUCGCAUCAGUCUCGUGUUAAUUCCAAAAUAAUGAAGGGGGAAGCACGUAUCGAUGAACUGGUUCAGUGUGUCAGUUUGCAUAUACCAAGAAAAUUGCUUUUCCAUGGAUACAUUUUACCGUUUAUGUGUCUUUAUGGACUGUGGAUAUAUAUUUGGGUUACCGUGUAUGGAGUUGAGGAAUAUUAUGAAGCCGGUCUGAUAGGAGUGGCGGUGAUCGGUUUGCUGCAAAUAUUGAGCUGCCUUUGCUGCCACUGGUCUGUACAUGUACACUGCUUUCUAACAUGCAAAAGUACUAAUGAUCCUUUCAAAGCGAAAGUGGCAAAAGUUGUACCAACAGCCAACAAUGGGUCCUCUGAACUAGUGUCUGUACAUCAAGCUAAGGAUGGAGUAACAAAGGAACCAGUCAUAUGGUUUAUGUUUCAAAAAACAAAGUAUGUUUGGGAUCCUGAAAAGAAGCAGUUUCGUGGCUUACAGUUUCCCAUUAGUCUCCCAUUUGGGGAUUAUAUGGACUGGAAAGGACAUCAAGAAGACAGUGAUGUGGCAAAUGCAGAUCUCAGAUAUGGAAGAAACCAGCUUGACAUGGUUAUACCAGAAUUCAUGGAGCUUUUCAAGGAGCGUGCUACUGCGCCAUUCUUUGUUUUCCAAGUCCUCUGUGUGGCACUGUGGUGCUUGGACAAGUACUGGUACUACUCUCUCUUUACACUUGCAAUGCUUAUUUUAUUUGAGUGUACACUGGUCCAGCAGCAGUUGAGAAAUAUGGCUGAAAUACGCAAGAUGGGUAACAAGCCAUACAUGAUGCAGGUAUAUAGAAAUAGACGAUGGAGACCCAUCUUUACAGAUCAGUUGGUGCCCGGAGACAUUGUGUCAAUAGCAAGAUCACAGAAUGACAAUUUAGUACCUUGUGAUCUGUUACUUCUGCGAGGCCCUUGCAUUGUUGAUGAGAGCAUGCUAACAGGUGAAUCUGUUCCUCAGAUGAAGGAACCAAUUGAGAAUUUAGAACAGGACAGAAUCCUUGACCUUGAGACAGAUGGAAAGCUACAUGUGUUGUUUGGAGGGACGAAGGUUGUUCAGCACACUCCUCCCAGUAAAACGUCAGCUGGCCUAAGAGCACAGGAUAAUGGUUGUGUUGCUUACGUGUUACGAACUGGAUUUAAUACCUCUCAAGGAAAGCUGCUUCGUACAAUAUUAUUUGGAGUUAAGCGUGUAACGGCAAACAACUUGGAAACAUUUGGUUUCAUCCUUUUUCUCUUGAUAUUUGCAAUUGCUGCUGCUGCCUAUGUUUGGGUAAAGGGUUCAGAAGAUCCAAAACGCAAUCGGUACAAGCUCUUCCUUGAAUGUGCACUGAUACUGACAUCAGUUGUUCCUCCAGAGCUUCCUAUAGAAUUAUCACUUGCUGUCAAUACAUCUCUUCUAUCAUUGUCAAAAUUAGCGGUAUUUUGUACAGAGCCAUUCCGAAUUCCAUUCGCGGGGAAAGUAGAGAUCUGCUGCUUUGACAAAACAGGGACACUCACAAGUGAUAACCUUGUAGUUGAAGGAGUUUCUGGUCUUGAGGGCCGCUCAGGAGUCACUCCCAUGUCAGAAGCUCCAUUAGAAAGUAUACAAGUCCUUGCAACUUGUCAUGCCUUAGCACAACUUGAUGAUGGUUUGGUUGGUGAUCCACUGGAAAAAGCUACACUAACUGCUGUGGAUUGGAAUCUUACCAAAGGUGAUGCUGUGAUUCCCAAGAAAGGUAAAGCUCCUGGAAUGAAGAUUUUUUAUCGGCAUCAUUUUUCAUCAGCUUUGAAAAGAAUGUCUGUUAUUGCUGGGUAUACACUAUCUGGAAGCACAGAUACAACAUAUGUAGCGACAGUGAAAGGAGCACCAGAAACACUUAAGUCCAUGUUCUCUGUCAUUCCGGACAACUAUGACUCAGUUUAUCUGGAAAUGUCUCGGCGAGGUGCAAGAGUAUUGGCAUUGGGUUGGAAAGAGAUUGGUCGUCUCACUCCACAGCAAAUACGCGAAUUUUCAAGGGAAGACAUAGAAUGUGAAUUAAAAUUUGCUGGAUUUGUAGUCAUAUCCUGCCCACUUAAAACUGAUUCAAAAAGUGUAAUAAAAGAGAUUCUUAAUGCCUCUCACCAGGUUGUGAUGAUCACUGGGGACAAUCCAUUAACGGCAUGCCAUGUUGCAAAAGAAUUAAAAUUUGUUCAAAAAUCUUUAGUUCUGAUUCUAACUAAUAGUGAGAAUGACUGGCAUUGGGAGAGUAUUGACCAGACACAGAGGCUUCCAGUUCUCCCAAAAAAUAAUUACAAGGACCUUGUUUCGAAAUAUGACCUGUGUGUCACUGGAGAGGGAUUAACAUUUUUAAGCACAGAACACAAAGGAUUUCUGUUUAAAAUCUUGCCACAUAUUACAGUGUUCGCACGAGUUGCACCAAAACAGAAAGAAUUUGUCAUCGUUACAUUAAAGUCAUUGGGAUUUACAACUCUUAUGUGUGGUGAUGGAACAAAUGAUGUUGGAGCAUUGAAGCAUGCUGAUGUAGGUGUUGCUAUUCUUUCAAAUGCACCAGAGAAAUUGCCAGAGAGGAAAAAGACAGAAAAGAAUGAGAGAGAAAGGAGUAGAAUGCCUCCAUCAUUGCCAAACUCGGUUACACACACCAGACAGGGCCAGUGGAGGCCCCAUGGGAAAGACGCACAAGCUCAAACAGAGGAGAAAAGGUUCAGAAGAAAUUUCUCCAACGAAAGUAGUUCUGGAGGAACUAGGCACCAUGAUAAGGAUACUCUAGAAAAAAGAAGUGUUGCUCAGAUUCAGAAAUUAUUGAAAGAAAUGGAAGAGCAAGAUCAAGCUCAGAUAGUUAAACUUGGAGAUGCCAGUAUUGCUGCCCCCUUCACAUCAAAACUAUCUUCCAUCAUGUGUAUUUGUCAUGUUGUGAAGCAAGGCAGAUGCACCCUGGUUACAACAUUACAGAUGUUCAAGAUACUUGCACUGAAUGCCCUUAUCUUGGCUUACAGUCAAUCAGUUCUGUACUUAGAUGGUAUUAAAUUUAGCGAUACACAAGCAACUCUUCAGGGUCUUUUGUUAGCUGCUUGCUUCCUCUUCAUAUCUAGAUCAAAACCAUUGAAGACAUUAUCAAAGCAAAGACCUCUUCCAAACAUCUUCAACCUUUACACUAUUCUAACAGUCUUGCUUCAAUUUACGGUACAUUUUGUGUGCCUAAUAUACCUAGUGCAGCAAGCAUCACUGAGAUCACCACGAAAGGAUGAAAAGCCCACAGAAAGUGUUGGUGAUGUUGACAGUGAAGAAGAAGAAUUUGCACCAAGCUUACUUAAUAGCACAGUGUACAUAAUUUCAAUGGCACUGCAAGUUGCAACAUUUGCCAUUAAUUAUAGGGGUCAUCCAUUCAUGGAAAGUUUAACAGAGAACAAAGCAUUACUAUACAGCAUUGUUGGGUCGGCUGCAGCUAUUUUAAUUUUAGCUAUGGGACUAGUGCCUGAAAUGGCGUACCAGUUUGAAAUAGUGGAAUUUCCUGCAGAGUUUCGGGUAAUUCUGGUUCAGGUAUUGAUUGCAGAUUUUGUGCUGUCAUUCGUAGUAGACCGGAUCUGUUUGUGGUUGUUUGGUGAAGGAAGACUGCAUAUUGAUUAAGCCAGCAUUCCACAAUAUCUCAUGAAGGUAUUCAUUCAUAAUUAUCUGUGAUCACAUUUUGUCCACUCUAUUAAGUUCAUGGAACUUGCAAGCAGUGUUACAUCGUCAUUUUUGAGAAUAUGCCAUCAAAUACAAAUGUAAAAAUUGUACAUUGUAAAUUUAUCCCCUUUGUAUAUAUAUUCCAUGAAAGUAUAUUUGUAUACAGAGUAACUUUAUGGUACUCAGUAAAUAAGAUAUAUUUAUGUAAUAAAAAUGUGUUAUGUCAGAGCUGUUGCUGUUGACAAUGUACGACUUGUUAAUUGGAGGAAGAAAGUUAUUUGUAAAAUACACCUUUGAUAUCUUCUGUCUGCGAAAUUUUGUUUCUAAAACUUGAACAACAAGACAGGUGAAGUAUCUCAGAAACAAUACAUUUUUCUAAAGUUGCAUCUAUUUUUACAACAUUUUUAUCUCCUUUCUAAUGCUAAUAUGGUAAUGUUCAAGGGGUAAAUGAAAUUAUUCAUGUUGGUGAAUAGUAUAAAUUUUUUAAAGCCGUGUUUACCUGUUUUGCAGUUACACGUGAGAUAUAAGAAAAUAUAAACAUUGUCUGUUAUUUACUCCCUGGCUGUUUUAUUGCCACAAACUGUAACAGACAAAAUAAUGAAAAUUCUUAUCAAAGCAAGUUUGUUUAUGUAGAUGGAAGCUUAGAAUCCAUGAUUACUCUAGUUAUAAUCCAAAGAAAGCCACAUGUAAUGCUACCAGUUUUCUAUUUUUUAAUGUAAAUAAUGUUUUACUAUUGUCUUAGAACCACAACCAAAUACCAUGUGAUUUUUGUGUGUACUUUUAUUUUUGUUAUGAAUAGUCUGUUGUUACAGUACAGGUUUAAUAUUGCUUCAGUACCAGCUUACUUUUAUAUUUGGUAUAUAUGAAAACAAACAAAAUUAAUUUUGGAGUCAUGUGAAGGUAUAACUAAAAAAUGUAGUUUCAUAAGCAGAACGAGUGUAGCAGUAUGUGCAGUAAACUAUAACCUGUUUGUAUGGAAAAAUUAAAAUAUAUUUAUGAGGUGAAAGAGAUGCAGGUCAUCUUUAAUCAGCUAAGAAAAGAUUGCAACAGAAGAAAUCCAGAGGACAGUGCUAUUGGUGUGUGUGCAGGUAAUGUUAGUAGCAUAUUUGAUGGGGGAUGUUGUUGUUUGCCAUACUGAGUGAACAUCAGAUGUGGCCCAUAAGGAGGAAAAUAUUACUGUGUUUGAUCAAAAAUGAGCCCUGUUGUUAUUGUAUCAGGAGAAUUGUGCAAUUUCAAACACACUCAUGUUUCGUAGUUCAUUAUCAAUAGUUUCUAUAAAUAAGCAGUUUGGCAUAAUACAUACUACAGUUUAAAAAAUGUUUACAUGCUUGUUUAAGAUACUUUUGAGAGGACAAAAUAAAGGUAAAAUCUUUGUAUUGUGACAUUCCAUUGGUAGCUCAAUGUCAGUCAUCUAUCUGAGCUCCAUUAUUACAUGUAAAAAUAUUAAGAGGUACUCUGUGUUGAAAACAAUUAUUCUGAGAUGUCUUGCAUUAUCUGAUUAUAGGUGGAAGAAAAGGAACAUAAUUCUUUCAAUAAAUUAUGAAGCUCAAGAACAUGGCUUGAUUGUUGACUUUACUAUCAUGAUAGGUUCCUUCAUUUAAUGAUAGUACAAAAUGUCUUGUCUGUAAAAACAGGAAAUUUUUAAAAUGAUUCAUGAACUUUUUAAUUUAAAUGUUAUUCUGUUUUCUAAGUGGUGUUUAGUUUUGAUAUGGAUAUGUUGAAUAAGUAGCAGUAAAUUUUUGAGGAAUGUUAGUGCUUGUCUGUAAAGAUAACUGUGUCCUGAGAGCUAUUUCCUUUAUUUAUUUAUUAUCAAAUAUUCAUUUUCUAUGUACUGUCAGAAUGAACAACAUAUUUUCUUGUUGUAAUGUUAAAAUGUUGAUAAACAGUUUUUAUGUAACAGUAA